GAUAAUCAGUUGUGAUUUGCAUAUUUGAGCUUGACGCUGUAAGAUUCAUGGAGAUCCGAGCAAAGAAUUUUGGGGGCAUGCAGCAGAUUCCUACAACUAUUAGUCAAGAAUGUCACAUAUACAGAAAUGCAAGACGAAGGCAAAGGAGUGGUAUCCACAAGGAUAUGAGCCAGAAGCAAGUUAUCUGUCCUGAACCUCGACGAGCCCCAGUUGUGGAUUCUCUUGUAGAUGAAUUGCACAAAACUUGUUGCUGGCCACCAAGUAACUCGAUGGUGCAAGAUGAAGGAGAUGCAGGUCGCGAGAUUUUGGACAUAUUUUUAAGAAAGAGUGGAUAUGGUGAUUCAAAUGGAUCUGUUCCAUAUUUUUGUGGCUCCCCUCCUGUUCGUGCUCAUAAUCCACUGGUUAAUGAUGUAAAGUUUGUUCGGAAGGAUUUACCAUCACCCUCUGUCAGCUUGACACAGAAAUCCUCCUGUGGUGCAUCAUAUGGGACAAAUCCCUCUGUGCGGGUGGAAGGAUUUGCUUGUUCAAGCUCAGAAAAACAAUGCAUUGUCCCUGCGCUUGCAUAAGCCUCCACUUCCCUUCGAGGACUGUGGAAAUCUUUUUAGUUCUGUAUAUUUCUGGAAAUGUUGGCAUUCAAGUGCGGUGGUUAUCUGCAUAUGUGCAUCAAAUUAUACUGUUACAGGGUUUGGAGGGGAUUUCGUGCUGAAUGCAACUCAGUUUUGUAUAUCAAAUCAAAUGAGGCGUUCACUGGUGUCAAAUAAUCACUGGAGAAUAUUCUUGUACGCAGGAUUUUAUUUGUGAAAUAGUAGAUGGGGCAAGGGUAGUAGACGCUACUUUGUCUCGCUUGAGUUUUCAUGGAAUUUGAGAGAGUGCUUGAUGGUAUAGCAAUAACUGUACAGUUAGGGAUCUCGUAACUUUGUAAUUAAUAUGUUAAUAUUUAACUGUCUGGUCCCUAUGCAGCUGUAUGCUAACUAGCGAGG
Molecule: messenger RNA, 980 nt
Organism: Cryptomeria japonica (Japanese cedar)
Lineage: Eukaryota; Viridiplantae; Streptophyta; Pinopsida; Cupressales; Cupressaceae
Exons: 3
Coding region: 48-566 (172 amino acids)
Source: RefSeq, a predicted model, not a curated record